AUGGUGGCGAAAAAGGGCGGAAACCGAGGAGGGGAAGAUGCAGAGGAGGAACUGAAACGAGAGCCCUUACAGGCUAUACUCUUGGCCGAUAGCUUUGCCACGAAGUUCCGUCCCAUCACCCUCGAACGCCCCAAAGUACUAUUACCACUGGUCAAUGUACCCAUGAUAGACUAUACCCUGGCAUGGCUUGAGUCUGCUGGGGUCGAAGAAGUUUUUGUCUUUUGCUGUGCGCACUCCAAGCAAGUGAUGGACUAUCUAAAAAACUCCAAAUGGUUUGCCCAACCAAACUUUGCGGUUUCGACAAUCGAAUCACACAACUCUAUCAGUGCCGGAGAUGCUUUGCGACUUAUUUAUGAAAGACAUGUGAUAAGUGGAGAUUUCAUCCUUGUUACUGGGGAUACAGUGAGCAACAUGCCACUUACACAGGCACUUAAAGAACAUAAAGAGAGACGGAGAAAGGAUAAUAAUGCUGUAAUGACAAUUGUCAUUAAACAAUCAAAGCCUUCAUCAAUCACUAACCAAUCUCGUCUUGGAACGGAAGAACUCUUUAUGGCAAUUGAUCCUGAUAAAAAGCAGCUGCUGUACUAUGAAGACAAGGCUGAUGAUCAUAAAGGGACCAUCUCGCUGGAUAAGGCAUUGCUUAUGGAUAAUGCUUCUAUAUCUCUUCACAAUGACAAGCAGGACUGCUAUAUUGACAUAUGCUCUCCAGAAGUUCUUAGUCUUUUCACAGACAAUUUUGACUAUCAACAUCUACGUCGUCACUUUGUCAAGGGGUUACUUCUUGAUGAUAUUAUGGGGUAUAAAAUUUUCACACAUGAAAUUCAUUCAAGUUAUGCGGCUAGGAUUGAUAACUAUCGUAGCUAUGACACCAUCAGUAAGGAUAUAAUACAGAGGUGGACAUACCCAUUGGUGCCUGAUGUCCAGUUUUUUGGAAACUGUGCAACCAAGCUUGAAAGACGGGGAAUGUACCGCGCAUCAGAGGUUGGGUUAUCGCGUUCUGCACAAAUUGGUCCGUUUACUGUCAUUGGAAAUGGCACCUCCAUUGGAAGCAACACUGAAAUAUCAGAUUCAGUUGUUGGGGAAGAUUGUGUUAUUGGAUCAAAUGUUUCAAUAGAGGGUUGUUAUAUAUGGAACAAUGUAACUGUCGAAGAUGGAUGCAAACUGAAGCAUGCAAUAGUAUGUGAUGGGGUGAUUAUGAAGUCUGGUGCAGUUUUAGAACCUGGUGCUGUUUUGUCUUUCAAGGUCGUAGUGGGACAACAAUUUAUUGUCCCUGCCUACUCAAAGGUGUCUUUACUUCAGCAACCUGUCAAACAAGAUAGCGAUGAGGAGCUUGAAUAUGCUGACAACAGCAGUGGCAUCAUAGGAAUUCCAUCAAUCUCAAGUAUACCUGAAAAGUUGAAUGAUCAAUUCAGCACCAAGUUGUCUGAUUCACAACGACGGGCUGGAUCUGAGGUUGGCGACGGUGGUGUUGGUUUCAUAUGGUCACUUGGUGAAGGAGGGCAUGAAGAAGAAUGGAGACAUUCAGUUGCACCAAUACCUGCAGAUAGACUCGUUGAGAUUAUUAAAACCGCAACUGAUGCACUGGAGAUAUCAAAUCAAGAUGGCAAUUUUCUUCCACCUUCAGGAGAGCUGGAACCUGAUUCUGUUGAUAAUGAUUCCGAUGAGGAUGCAAGGGAUGAUUAUUCCUAUUUUGAGAAAGAGGUUGAAGCAACUUUUCUGAGGGCUGUUCAUGAAAAUGUUAAAGAAGACCAUAUAAUUUUAGAAGUAAACUCACUGAGGUUGUCUUACAAUCUGACAUCUACUGACUGUGCCGGUGCAUUAUUCUAUUCGAUGAUGAAAUUGGCUUCGGAUACUCCUCAUGAUACACCCGGUGAAUUGGUUAAAAACGUUGCGACUGUGAUUACAAAGUGGAAAAAACUUUUAAAGGAUUACUUGACUAGCAUAGAUGAAGAGAUUGAAGUGAUUUUGAAAUUUGAAGAAAUGUGCUUAGAGUCCACCAAGGAAUACACUCCAUUAUUUGUGCAGGUUUUGCAUCUUCUAUACAACGAAGAUGUUAUACAAGAGAAAUCUAUACUUGAUUGGGCAUCUGAAAAGGAAGAGGCAGAGGAGUCGGAUAAAUUAUUUCUCAAGCAAGCAGAAAAAUUUAUCCAGUGGUUGAAUGAGGCCUCAGAAGAAGAAGAUUGA
This is a messenger RNA of Fraxinus pennsylvanica, 2184 nucleotides long. The record is from the annotation of a GenBank genome assembly. Lineage: Eukaryota; Viridiplantae; Streptophyta; Magnoliopsida; Lamiales; Oleaceae.